CUAAUUACAAUUUGACAACAUAUUACAGUAUUAUUGGCAAAAAUUUGGGUUAGACUUCCGUUGCCUGCGAUUCCCUGGCGUGAUAUCCUCCGACACUAACCCCGGGGGCGGAACCACUGAUUACGCGGUUUCCAUCUUUCACGAGGCCUUAAAAUUUGGAAGAUAUGAGUGCUAUUUGAAACCCGACACAAGACUUCCGAUGAUGUAUAUCGACGACUGUUUGCAGUCAUUGAUGUCUAUUAUGGAAGCAUCUGAUGAUAAGUUGGCACAAAGAACUUAUAACGUGAAUGCCAUUAGUUUCACUCCUAAAGAACUCAUUGAUGCCAUUAAGAGAUAUGUCCCCGACUUUAAAGUCUCUUAUAAAGUGGAUAACAGACAGGCUAUCGCUGACAGUUGGCCUAGGUCAUUGGAUGACUCGCAUGCACGCCGAGACUGGGGUUGGGCUCAUAAAUACGAUUUGGACGCCUUAUGUAACAUAAUGUUCACUGAUUUGCAAAAGAAGUACAACAGUCCGCACAUCAACUCAACCUUUUUGAACAAUAAACUCAAUGAAGAAUCGGCCAAUUCUAUGGCAGUCUCUGCUUAUUAAUUGCUCACAAAUAUUACAUUUUAAACUAUAUUUAAAUGCCGGUAAUUUAAGAAUAUGUUAUAUAUUCUGUAUUACGGUAAUUAUAAUUAUAUCAUCAAACAAUCUUUAAUAUACACAUAAUUUAAACGAAUUUAAAGCAAAGAUUUUGGCAG
Molecule: messenger RNA, 741 nt
Organism: Oppiella nova
Lineage: Eukaryota; Metazoa; Arthropoda; Arachnida; Sarcoptiformes; Oppiidae
Source: the annotation of a GenBank genome assembly